Messenger RNA from Mucor mucedo, 795 nucleotides. RefSeq names its product serine-threonine protein kinase 19-domain-containing protein. The coding region runs from base 1 to 795 and encodes 264 amino acids. The record is from RefSeq and is a predicted model, not a curated record. Gene Ontology annotation, biological process: protein phosphorylation; positive regulation of Ras protein signal transduction. NCBI's taxonomy places the organism in Eukaryota, Fungi, Mucoromycota, Mucoromycetes, Mucorales, Mucoraceae. The transcript is spliced from 4 exons. Gene Ontology annotation, molecular function: protein serine/threonine kinase activity.
AUGAUCAACUCUACUUAUGCAGGAAAAGUCAAAAAACCCGAUGUGUACGGUAUCCGAAAACGAAAAGCCAAACAAAUACAACACCAUGAUGACGACGAUGAUGAUUAUGAUUUCCCUACAACAACAACAACAACAACAACAACAACAACAAUGGAAGAUUGGAAUAUCAACUCGGAUACGAUAUCCGCAGCAGAGUACCUUACAGGGAUGAAGUGUAGUUUCGGAUUAUGUUUAUCGCAUCAAAUAUACAGCAUCUUAGAAAAUCACACCACUGUCGAUCGAGAGCUGCAAGAAGCGAUACAGGCGAAAACCUGGCGAAAGUUUCAUAUCAUGGGAUCAUUGGAAGAUGAGUAUCUACUUUCUAAAACAGAUACUUAUCUCUCUCAUGUGUGUGAACAAAGGAACGACGAUCCCAUUGUAUUUGGUAAACAGACAGCUUUUUUUUUUCAUAGGUUUGAAAAGGUGAUUGAAAAGUACAUAUCAACGUCCAUCAAGAAGGAAAUUUUAAGAUCAGAAUUCGAAUACAAUGAAAAACAAGUAUCGUUUCUUGUUUCAAGGGGAUUUUUAUUGCCUCAUAUGAACACACCCGAUCUCUAUUGGUUUUCAAUACCCCGACAAGGUAAAUUUAUGUCAAAUUUGUCCAAUGGUAGGACGGAAAUCCUAAGGAUCAUCAAGAAGCGGCCUACACGAGAUAUCAUGGAAAAGAUGUUGAAACAAAAAAAGUUGGUUAAAACGAAAUUCAUGAUGGAAUUCCUAAUGCAUGAUUUGAUUGGUAGUGGUAGAGUGGAAAAGUAA